Juglans regia (Persian walnut) is the source of this 1085-nucleotide messenger RNA. RefSeq names its product transcription factor bHLH36-like. Gene Ontology annotation, biological process: regulation of transcription by RNA polymerase II. The record is from RefSeq and is a predicted model, not a curated record. The transcript is spliced from 3 exons. Gene Ontology annotation, molecular function: DNA-binding transcription factor activity, RNA polymerase II-specific; protein dimerization activity; RNA polymerase II transcription regulatory region sequence-specific DNA binding. Bases 133 to 861 code for a protein of 242 amino acids. Gene Ontology annotation, cellular component: RNA polymerase II transcription regulator complex. NCBI's taxonomy places the organism in Eukaryota, Viridiplantae, Streptophyta, Magnoliopsida, Fagales, Juglandaceae.
GGCAUCCUAGUCCUGUCAAAAGCAUCCAUCGGCUGGCUGCUUCUUUACCCUUAAUUCCAAGAUAAACUGGGAGAACUUUGAGAGCGUAAAUAGCUCUCUCUCUCUCUCUCUCUCUCUCUCUCUCUGGGUACAAUGUUUCCUUUACACCAAAGCAAUGAGCUGGUCUUCCAAAUUUGCUCUCACCCCCACCAACAGCACAAAAUCCCUGAUCAAGAUCUGAUCGUGGGUCAUGCUUCACUGGAUUGCAGUAGUUUUAACACCACCAUGAUAAAGGGCCAGCGGCGGAAAUUAUGCGAUAGCUUGGAUCACAACUACGGCAAUUUUAAUGAGAAGAAGAAACAGAAGAUGAGGCAUAGGGACGUCGAGAGGCAAAGAAGGCAAGAAAUGACUACGCUUUUCGCGUCUCUUAGAUCCUCACUCCCACUUGAAUUUAUCAAGGGAAAGCGUUCCAAAUCGGAUCACAUAAAUGAGGCUGGGAAUUAUAUCAAGCACUUGCAGAAGAAGAUCAAAGAACUGAGUACUGUAAGAGAUAAUCUAAAAAAGCAUUCCAAUACAACCGACCAUGGGAGUGGAAGCUCAAAUAGUUCUCCACCCAGUUUUGUGAAGGUCAACCCAUGUCGCGAUGGAGUGGAAAUCUUAAUCACCAGCAGCUUCGAAGAGGAACGGAUGCCCCUUUCAAGAGUUUUAGAAGUUCUUAUUGAAGGAGGACUUACUGUUGUAAACUGUGUUUCCACCAAAGUGAAUGAAAGGUUUCUCCACACCAUCCAGUCUGAGGUCAGCGAUUCAACAGAACCUGAUCUAUCGGAGCUGCAAAAGAAACUAACUGAAGCGAUUCCGUCAUUGAGAUGUACAUCCCCAUAAAAUCGAAUUCAUUGGAGACUCCGGUGUGGUACUGAUCUACUGCCUCUGGUUUUUUUUUUUUUUUUUAUAAAUCUGGGCACUGAACUUGGCCGGUUUGUAUGACGUCUUGUGAAUAUCUGACCUCUUACGUACCCUCACAUGAUAUAGUUUGAUUGAUUAUGUUCUUGCAUUACUCUGGUUUGCAAAAUGACUCUGCAUGCCCAGCCAUAUUUUCAAAGCUUGGA